AUGACUGAUUCUGUUGCAGUUCCAGUUCCAAUCCCCACACCAUUUGUGAAUAAUUUUUUUACCUUAACCCAUCAGUUCUAUGCUGAUCAUCGUUCAGCAAUUCUAAUUGCGACUGGCACAGUAUUAACGGGAUGGUUGUACAAUCUUUUAUGGGUUAAUCGUCGUCUAAGCUCAAGUUCAACAUUAAUGACGAAUAAAACAGUAGUAAUCACGGGAGGUAGUUCAGGGAUUGGCUAUGAGACGGCCAAAGAUUUAGCUAGACGAGGUGCUCGUCUUAUUAUCGUUUCCCGUAAUCCUAAAAAAGGUCAAGCAGCCGUCGCCAAACUACGUGAUAAAUCUGGAAAUAAACAAAUUGAGUUUAUGCAAUGCGAUUUAUGUUCACUGGAUUCUGUGAAAAAUUUUUGCAAUGCAUACAAUGAAAAAGAAUCCAGAUUAGAUGUAUUAAUUAAUAAUGCAGGUAUUUUGUUCGGUCUCGAUGUAGUUACGAAAGAUGGUUACAAUUCCAUAGUUCAAGCAAAUUAUUUGGGUCACUUUUUGUUAACAAAUUUAUUAUUAGACAAACUAAAACAAUGUAAACCAUCUCGAAUUAUUAAUGUAUCGUCUAGUAUACACAGUAAAGAUCCAUUGUAUGGAGCUGUUGGUCUGUUACGUUUUGUCAUAUUUUAUCCAUUACUUUAUCUGGCAAAAACAUUCUUUGCUAAAACAUCUAAACGCGGCGCACAAACAAUAAUUUAUUGUGCCGUGGCAUCUGAACUGAUCAAUUCAAAUGAGAUUUAUUUCGAAAAUUGUUCACCACAACAGCCGAAUCAAAUUUGUCUUGAUGCACAAAAUAUUGAUCGAUUAUGGAAAGCAAGUUGUGAAGCAGUUGGACUCUAG
Messenger RNA from Didymodactylos carnosus, 876 nucleotides. NCBI's taxonomy places the organism in Eukaryota, Metazoa, Rotifera, Eurotatoria, Philodinida, Philodinidae. The record is from the annotation of a GenBank genome assembly.